AAAUUCGCGCCUUGACGAUGGCACAUCCGGGUAGGUGCAGCCUCAUUCUGAUGAAGCUGGGCUGUGGACCAUCGCCUGUAUACUGACGGGGGCACUAGAUGAGUACCAGAACUGGAUACUGUCAGUCAAGAUGUCUUCCCGCGAAAUGGGAAAAGUGAUGGAGAAGGCUGUGAAAGGGGUAUAUAGGAAAGUAAUUUACGGUAUGGACCCAUCAGUAAUGCUCCCAAUGAUUCGUGAGACCGGAAUUCUUACUGUGGAUGGUUAUGAACCGUACUGUGAUGAACUCAACAAAAUGAUUCAGCAUGGAAGAACUAUUGCGGACAUAAACACGCGACUACUUGACAUUCUGUUCACCCGAGACAAAUGGUGGAUUGUCUUCAUCCGAGUCUGUGGACAAUGUGGAUACCAGGGCAUCAUACAGGCAAUUGAAGAAAAGUUGACAGCAACUCAGCGAUCUGAACUGCGAUCUAGUACCAGGCAGCGAAGGGGUGAAGGAAGACGUGGGGGGAUGUCACAUUCAGACAGGAGACGACAGCGUCACCCUGACAAACCUUCAAGUGAUUCAAACCAGUUCUCAGAAACCAACGCCAUAGCCACGACACCAACCCUAAGGGAGGAUCCUACACUGGGAAACAUUACAUUGGAAGGAGGUCAAUGGGAAGCAAGAUACGAGAACAGGAACAGCAGCAUUGGUCCAUCUCCUGAAUCGUUGAUAGAAGCUCAACGCCCUCGACUACACAUGCGAACACAAGUUCUUACAUCGCAGAGCGGUAGUGAAAGGAGAACCAAAGGACAACAAGAAUUGUCAGAUUCAUACAGCAGACAACAAUUUGAUCAAAAUUCAUGGGAUUCAAACACCUUUUCUGAAACCAAGCCAUUAGCAAAGGCAUCGACGCAAAGGACAGAUCCAACACAUGGAACCAUGCCUUUGGGAGGUGUUCAGUGGGAAGCAGGAUACGACAACACACAGAUGAACAGUGACAUUGGUCGAUCGCCUGGAAGUCUAAUUGAUGACGAGAAGAAAUUCACUAUCAAGAAGGAAACUAUCCACUUUAUUCAAAACAUUCAAAGAGCAGAAAAUAACUUUGAGGAUGCGUUCAAAGAUUUUACAAUUUCAAAAAAGGAUACUGACAAAAUCAGUCCUAAUUUUUGGAAUAUCCCAGUCCGUGCUAACAAUGCGGUAGAUCACAAUUCGAAUUUAACGACAGGAGGCGAAUCAAACAUGCACAAAGUCAGUAAUCUCUCGUCGCUGGAGAAUAACAAGCUCCAAAGCUACCCUGGAGAGGAUGAGAGUGAUACUCGUUCAGUCAACGAUGAUGCAACAAUGGAAUGGAACCAUGAACCACACCCCAGUUUUCAAAACCACCCAAUAAUAGAUAGUCACCACGACGACAGAGAAUCGGAAGUAAAAGAGAAGGUAAUGCAGAGUUCUCCCGCUAUGGACGGAUCUAACAUGGCACCAUAUGUUAGUAAUUUAAUCAUUCAGUCACAACUUGACCAGCAAAGAAAACAUGAGGGUGCACCACUCGGUCAGGAAACUGUCACUGUUGAAUAUCAGAGCACAGAAGGCUUGGAAGUUGAGCCGCCAAAGGAGAAGGGGCGUCAUCGUGUUCCAUGAAGUCAGUAUCAUCAUCCCAAGGAACAUUAUCAUACAGAAAGUACAAGUGUAAAAAGCCACUUUGAUGAGAAGACACACUGUGACCCCGAGUCCAAGGUGAUCAACACCGAAAUGGCCUACCAAGAAGAACCUGCGUUAGCUGGAACAGAAGCAGAUUGUGUCACACCCCGCUUGUCAGGCCCUGUCGACGUGUCUGGAAACGCUUCUCCGGUUGGCAAUAUCCCACUUUUUGGACUGAUCGAGGGGGAAACUUCACCGAAUGUCAUGUCUGACAGGCCGGGACAUGACACACUACAUAUUGCAGGUAAUGGUACAUAUUUGGCUGAACCAUACAAUGUGAUGUCUGACAAGAAAAGGUCCAGUGGCAGCACCUGCACCCAACCAGUUAAUGUCCGUCUAAAUACACCCCAACAGGCCUACUCGCCCCUACGUGAAACGUCUGAUGGGAGUGUACGCCUUUCCUCACACUACCAUCCCAGCUUUGGCGAUUCACCGGUACCAAACUAUACUCACAUUCAACCUCCAGUCCACAUUGUGUCAAUGUCGGAAACAUCUGAACCACCCCCUAUCCAUGAGGCUUUAGCUGAGAUGACACUGACCCGAAUGAUGGAUGGAGCCAGUACAGAGACACCUCGUUAGUCCGGAUCCUUCUAGGGUGUGGACACCGUCUUGCGUUCAGUGUUGGAACGUUACAUCUAUGCAGUAAGUCACACCAGGGAUUCUGGGUGGAAGAGGUACCCUGCAACCGGUGCGUGUGACACGCAUCCUAGUGGAUCGGAAGGCCAGGAUCAAUGAUUUGGUUAACCGUGUGUCAUUGUAACCUCGUCGGUGUAAGACAUUGCACAUAAUAUCAAUCACUGGGUUGUCUGGUCCAGACGCCAUCGUUUUACAGGCCACCAUCAUAUGCUGGAAUAUUGAUGAGUGCAGUGUUAAUUAGUAACGAAAAGUAUAAUGCGGGCGGGGUCACGAGAUGGAUGCAGAUUGGGUAUGAAAGAUCACAAGAUGACAUGGGAUCACUAUCUCAUGAUGGUGCAGGGUGUCAACUGCUGCUUGGCAAGAAGGUGGGGAUUCGGAAAUGGCCGUCUGAAGAAUUGUAGUUCAUAUAUGUCUGUGGUGACUAGUGUAAAACAGCCCCAAAAGCGGAGGCGAACCUUGCGUUCAGCAUGACACUGACGAACCUUGUGUUCAGCAUGACACUGGCGAACCUUGUGUUCAGCAUGACACUGACGAACCUUGCGUUCAGCAUGACACUGGCGAACCUUGCGUUCAGCAUGACACUGACGAACCUUGCGUUCAGCAUGACACUGACGAUCCUUGUGUUCAGCAUGACACUGGCGAACCUUGUGUUCAGCAUGACACUGGCGAACCUUGAGUUCAGCAUGACACUGGCGAACCUUGUGUUCAGCAUGACACUGACGAACCUUGUGUUCCUCAUGACACUGGCGAACCUUGUGUUCCGCAUGACACUGACGAACCUUGUGUUCAGCAUGACACUGGCGAACCUUGUGCUCAGCAUGACACUGGCGAACCUUGUGCUCCGCAUGACACUGACGAACCUUGUGUUCCGCAUGACACUGACGAACCUUGCGUUCCGCAUGACACUGACGAACCUUGCGUUCCGCAUGACACUGGCGAACCUUGUGUUCCGCAUGACACUGACGAACCUUGUGUUCCGCAUGACACUAACGAACCUUGUGUUCAGCAUGACACUGACGAACCUUGUGCUCAGCAUGACACUGGCGAACCUUGUGCUCCGCAUGACACUGACGAACCUUGCGUUCCGCAUGACACUGACGAACCUUGCGUUCCGCAUGACACUGACGAACCUUGCGUUCCGCAUGACACUGGCGAACCUUGUGUUCAGCAUGACACUGACGAACCUUGUGCUCAGCUUGACACUGGCGAACCUUGUGCUCCGCAUGACACUGACCAACCUUGUGCUCCGCAUGACACUGACGAACCUUGCGUUCCGCAUGACACUGACGAACCUUGCGUUCCGCAUGACACUGGCGAACCUUGUGUUCAGCAUGACACUGGCGAACCUUGUGCUCAGCUUGACACUGGCGAACCUUGUGCUCCGCAUGACACUGACGAACCUUGUGCUCCGCAUGACACUGACGAACCUUGCGUUCCGCAUGACACUGACGAACCUUGCGUUCCGCAUGACACUGACGAACCUUGUGUUCGAAUGCAGGAUUGGGGUCUUUGGUGAAAGGCCACGUCAUAAUAAUUAUCCCUCCAGUAAUGUAGGAUGAAGCUAACAGCAAGAUGUAUGGGAACAAUGAAUAAAACAUUUAAUAUUCUUA
Haliotis rufescens (red abalone) is the source of this 3924-nucleotide messenger RNA. RefSeq lists its product as uncharacterized. NCBI's taxonomy places the organism in Eukaryota, Metazoa, Mollusca, Gastropoda, Lepetellida, Haliotidae. Bases 131 to 1618 code for a protein of 495 amino acids. The transcript is spliced from 6 exons. The record is from RefSeq and is a predicted model, not a curated record.